Messenger RNA from Nicrophorus vespilloides, 1342 nucleotides. Its product is annotated as hsp70-binding protein 1. The transcript has 5 exons. Lineage: Eukaryota; Metazoa; Arthropoda; Insecta; Coleoptera; Silphidae. The record is from RefSeq and is a predicted model, not a curated record. The coding region runs from base 203 to 1186 and encodes 327 amino acids.
UGUUAAUUAUCUAAGCUAUGGAAUUCUCUGGAGACUUCCAGAAAAUCGUAUUUAGCAUAUAAUAAAUGUGAGGUUAAAGCAUUUGAUCUGUUAGUUUAUUUUGUUGUUGCCGCUAAUUGCAUCAUUUAUUUAGAAAUCGUGCGAUUUCGCUAGUUUUAACAAGAAUUUAAUCCCAAAUCCAGCAACGAUUCGAACAGUGACAAUGCCCGGAGUUCCGCAAAAACCCGACAAUCAGGUUGCUCUUGUCCCUGAGUCCAAUGAUGUCAGGCAGCCAAGGCAACCAUCCAAUUUGCAGGGUCUCCUUCGCUUUGCCAUGGAGGCCAGCGAUGGACCUAGCAGCGAUUAUCAACCAGCACCUCUCGAUCCUGAGAGGAAAGAGUUUUUGGAGAAUGCUCUGAAAUCCAUGACGGUGAAUGUCACAGCGUUGUUGAGAUCUCAGAUUGAGAUUCUGAAGGAUGUGGAGAACAUCUCUGAAUCUGAUGUGCCUGCUAAACUUGCUGCAUUCGAGACUAUAUUGGAAUAUGUGUCUGAUAUUGAUAUGGCUAAUGAUUUUCACAAAAUCGAGGGUUUCCUCAUUUUUGAGCCUUGCCUGAAGUCAGAACAUGAAGCCAUCAGAGUGAAUGCCUGUGAUCUCAUUGCUGAACUUGCUCAGAACAAUCCUUAUAUACAGAAUGUCAUCUGUACUUGCACAAAUCUGAUGCCCACCUUGCUGAAUCUUAUUGCUAAUGAUAUUUCAGAGCAGGUGCAGGUGAAGGCUAUUUAUGCUGUCAGUUGUAUUUCAAGGGAUAGUAUGGUUGGUUACAAGAACUUCUUGCACCACAAAGGACUGGAAAUACUUAAAACUGCCUUGAACAAGGACCACGACAAAAUCAGGACCAAAAUUACCUUCCUCUUGUCAGCUUUAAUUCACUUGGACAAAUACCUCACUACAAGUCUACUGGAAGCAGAUUUUCCUUCAGUACUUGUACGUUUAAUUGAUGGCGACUGGAAACCGUGCCAGGAGCACAUUCUAUCCCUUCUGCAUAUGAUCGUGAAGGGCGACGAACUGGUGAAGAGUGAGUUGCGUAAGGAUAAAUACAAGCUGAAGGAUACGCUCUCGCAACAUCUGCAAUUGAUCAAGAACAAAGACGAGUGCAGAGAAGAACAGUUCUACUGCGAGAAGAUACUGAAAAUCGUUUUUAAAUAGUACACCUUUAUAUUCGAAAUAUAAUUUUAUUAUUUCCACAUUUAUAUUUUACAUCAUAUGAAGUUAUAUUUAUUUUUUUUUUGUCUUUAUUCAUAUAUUCUUUUUCUAUGUUGCAUUUAGGCUGUUUCUCAUUAUUAUGAUAAUGUCUAGUGCUGA